CAGACAGCUCAAGCUUACACUGACCACAAGAAUGGACGUGAUGCUCGGGACGCCUGGUUCCAUUGACGUGGCCGACGACAACUCCACCCUCAACGACCCCAUCGUCCGGCACCUUGACCUGCUGUUCCACGCUCUCAUCGCACUGUACAUCCCGCUCAUCAUCGUCAUCAACACGCUGGUCUUCUGGGGCAUCGCGCUCUACCCAGGCUUCAACCACAGCAACAACAUCUUCCUCCUGUGCCUGUCUGUCUACGAUUUUCUCGUCGGUGCCUUCGCGAUGCCGAUUUAUCUCAUCCGUUAUUUUAAUUUGGAGGCCGUGGAUGGAAAUAAACACAUGUGCAUGCUGCGGUUUUUCUCGCUGACCUUAUCUCUGUUAGGUUCGCUCUACUCUUUGCUUAUAAUUACAAUCGAUCGCUAUCUAUCGAUAAUAUUCCCCCUCCGAUACAAGAACUGGAUCACAGCCGAACGGGCUAAAAAGAUGGUUGUAGCGUUUUGUAUUUUUAAUGCUUUUCAAGCGAGUAUCCCCAUGAUGGGCUGGAACUAUUACGACUACAGAGUACCGUUGCAAGACCGGUGCGUCUUUUUUCACGUUCUGCACAAAGUCUACACCAAGGUGCUCGUGUUCUUGCUGGGUUUGAUGUGCGUGAUCAUCUCCAGCAUCCUCAACAUUCACAUCGGCAUCAUCGUCAUGCGGCAGGUGAAAUCGUUCGCCAAGGAGAGCUCCGUUUGGACGUCGGAUCAGAUCCGGUCGUUCCGUUCUCGGAUAAACUCCAUCAAGGUAACGAUCGCGCUCAAUGUUUUAUACAUCGUGCUGUGGGCUCCCUUCUUUCUAGACUCCCCGAUGAAGUUAUACAACGUACUGAGCAAGAGAGAUUCAGCGAUCUUGCGCUACGUCAGCUUGCUGAUGGUUUACUCCAGCUCCAUCUACAACGGGAUGAUCUACGCGACGAUGCGCAAGGAGUUCAGACAGGUAUAUUGGAUCAUGCUGACCAACCCGCCGUGGAGGUGGAGGUUUAGAUUGCGCCUGUACCACAAAGGGUACCACUCCAUCGUCGGCACGUCCACGGACAGGUCCUCGGCUGUGGUGAUAUUUGCCCCGGGAGAGAACGUCAGCGCGGCGAAGGAGGAAGAGGAGAGAAUAUCCGAGGCGGCGUCGACGAAGGAGACGGUGGUGAGCACGGCACGCGAGGCGGAGGUCAAGAGCCCCGGGGAGGAGAUGGUGGGGACGUCGGUGGACCAGGGUCAGAGGCACCAGAAAAAAGUGAAGGCACAGGAGAAAGAGAAGGUGUCCAGCUCCAUCGCCACCUCCGUCUUCGUGGUCACGUAUCAGCCGAAAAAAAACGGAGGAGCCGGCGGAGGAGCAGGGGGGUGGGGAGACCAAGAAGGACUGAUUAUACUAGUGGGGGAGGGGGGACAACAGGACUUAUUAUACAGAGGUGGGGGGGGGGGACAACAACAUGGGCAGUCGGACUGA
Physella acuta is the source of this 1474-nucleotide messenger RNA. RefSeq names its product adenosine receptor A2b. The record is from RefSeq and is a predicted model, not a curated record. Lineage: Eukaryota; Metazoa; Mollusca; Gastropoda; Physidae. Gene Ontology annotation, cellular component: plasma membrane. Gene Ontology annotation, biological process: G protein-coupled receptor signaling pathway. Gene Ontology annotation, molecular function: G protein-coupled receptor activity.